This is a messenger RNA of Aureococcus anophagefferens, 1191 nucleotides long. RefSeq lists its product as hypothetical. Lineage: Eukaryota; Pelagophyceae; Pelagomonadales; Pelagomonadaceae. Bases 1 to 1191 code for a protein of 396 amino acids. The transcript is spliced from 4 exons. The record is from RefSeq and is a predicted model, not a curated record.
AUGGCGCGCCGCGACGCCUACGUCGUCGCGGCCGCCGUCAUCGCCGUGCUGUGCAUCUCGUCCCUGCGCCUGUCCACGUCCCGCAGCCGCGCGGCGCCGCCGCCCGUGGCGCACGCGGCGGCGCUCACGGAGCUGGGCCUCGUCGCCGAGCGCCUCGCGACGACGGCCGCGCGCCAGGAAAAGACGCUGGCGUCGCUGGCGUCGUCGGCGUCGGCGACGCGGAGCGCCGUGGCGGCCUUCGAGCGGGGCGACGCGCUGGCCCGGGCGCCGUCCGCCGCGGCGCCCGCGGCGGACGGCGCCACCGUCGACGGCGCGCGCGCGCCGUUCGUGUUCGUCGCGGGCCUCGAGGGCACGGGCCACCACUGGUACAAGUCGCUCUUCGAGCAGUGCGGCCGCCGCUGCCGGCCGUCGCUCGUCGGGCCCCUCGCCUGGCAGCGCGCGGCCGCCGUCUUCAACUCGAAGAUGGCCGCGGACGCGCCCGCCGCGGAGCUCGCCGCGGCCGCCGCGGCGCGCGAGGCGGGCGAGGGCCCGGGCGCGACGACGUGGAUCCUCAACGCGCUGGGCGGGCGCAACGACGACGCCAUGGCCGCGCUGAAGAAGCGCGCGCCGCUCGCCUGGACCGAGGGCGAGGGCAUGGCGUCCUACCCGCGCGCGCCGGCGCCGCGACCGAACUGGUGGGGCACGCCGACGCCGGACCACAAGGCGCUCCAGAUGCCGAGCCUCGGCGCGCUCGCGGACGCGUUCCGCGACGGCGCGCCCGCGGCGGCCCAGCUCCGCGUGUCUCUCGCGACGCGAGACGCCGCGGCCAUCGUGCGCUCCGUCUGCGACAAGCGCAACUUCGCCAAGUCCGUCGGCGGCUGCGCGUCCGAGGUCGCGAUCCUCGCGCUCGGCGCCGGCGCGCUCGCGGCCCAGGUCGACGCGCUCCCGCCGCCGCCGCUCGCGCUCUGCGACCACUUCGCCUUCGAGGACCUCGCCAAGGGCGACGCCGCCGCGCUCGCGCGCCUCGGGCCCUUCCUCGGCCUCGACGACGCCGGCGCGCUCGCGCGCCGCGUCAAGGCGCCCCACACGCCCUCCGCGCCGGGGCCCAAGGACGCCAAGGGCCAGCGCGACCGCGCGACGCUCGUCGCCCAGCUCGCGGCCGCGCAGGACUCCGCCGUCGCCGCCUGCGCGCGCCAGCGGCGGCGCGCGUAA